AUGGAGGAGUCAACAGUUGGGUUAUCAUUAACAGGUGGCGUCCUCUUCACCAACAACGUAAUCUCUUGGCACGUACCUCGCCGUAUGACACCACUGGUAGAUGGCAGCUUUGAAAUCCGAGAAAUGCACAUGGGCAUUAACGGAAGGAGGCUUGAUGGAUCUCAGAUGGCUGCACGAGGGUACACGCUGUCCGCCACAGAUUUCCACAUCAUCAUUGAGAUCCCAGUGGGCUCGCCUGAUGGUCACUACAAGAGCCAUGCCCCAGAUUACCAGUACCACAUCACCUACAUUGUGGAGCCCAUGCUCGAGGUACUGUGGAGGACCACGGUCAGCCGAGAUGAUACCAGAUACAAGGUUUUGUUCCCCAUUACCACCCCUCUUAUUCUUCACGCUCCCCACGUCCAAGAAAAUACUGUCCCAGAGGCCCGAGUGUUCAGCGUUGUCUUGGGGCCCCUUCUUCAUGAUGUGGUGCUGAGGAACAUCACCUUCUUCACCAGUGUGCUCACUGUUGAAGAGAGCAAUGCCAGAGGUCUUACCGUCCAGGAGCAUCGCCACGCCAAUGGAACCAAGAGCAUCUCUGUUUUAGUGCCCUUUGAUGCAGACAUUGUCCUGAAAGAUAAUCCUGAACCCUUGGUUACAACCUACUUCCUCUCUCUGAUCUUUGGGUUUAUCAUCCUUCCUGAAGAAACUCCAUUUGCCCACCCAGUCGAGUUGCAGGUGUCUCUGCAAGAUGUUGAGCUACCAACCAUCACUGGCACCUGUGACCAGAACCAGUUUUACAUCAGUGUGAAAUAUGGGAGUCAAGGCAACAAUUUCAAGGCAAUGGUUGGACAACAACAGCUGACACCUGAGAUGGCUCACUACCAGUUCCAAGAAAACGGCACCCACUUCAGCGUCAGUCUUCCAUACAAUGCCAAGGAUGCAACCUUCGAGCUGAUAACCUCAGAUUCACUAAGAGCCCACGUUGACUUCUUUCUGCUUCAUGCCCGUAACGACUGGGUGCUCGCUGAUCUCUUCUUGUCCUGCAACUUUCCCUUAACAACAACCGAGUGCUACCCCAAUGGAACGAUGACAGCUACGGCUGUGAAGGUGGCUUCUGUGACCAAUAUGGUCCCAAGUAGGCUGACCCUAAUGGACCAGUCUUGCAAACCGGCAUUCAGUGGUGAUCGCUUUGCAUAUUUCUCUUUCACUGUUGCGUCCUGUGGAACCACAAGAACAUUCUUUGACCACUACAUGCUGUAUGAAAAUGAGAUUGCCUUGCCUUACAACAAAGGAGCAUCACCAGUUGGUCCUCAGUACAGACAAACCAUUUCCUGCUACUAUGUGGUCAACGAGACUCAGACUGUUGGCUUCAGCUCAAAACCAAGACUCUAUGAACCCACCGCGGAUAUCGGCUCAGGACAGCUGAUGGUUCAAAUGAGGCUAGCCCAGGAUUCAUCGUACACGCUCUUCUACCAAGCAGAAGAUUAUCCAGUUGUAAAAUAUCUGAGGCAGCCUCUCUAUUUUGAGGUGGAGCUGGUUGAGGCUACUGACCCAAAUUUGGAGCUCAUCUUGGAGAACUGUUGGGCUACACUUGAUGAAGACCGGACAUCUCUGCCUAGCUGGGAUAUCAUUGUAGACAGCUGUGCGAAUCCUGAUGACAGCUAUGUGACAAUUUUCCAUCCUGUUGUGAGAGAUGCCAGGGUUUUAGUCCCAUCCCACAUCAAACGCUUCUCUAUGAAGAUGUUCACCUUCACUAAAGAUGAGGCGGUUCUGAAGAACGAGAUCUUUGUCCACUGCGAUGCAGAGAUUUGUGACUCGCAUAGGCAAGCAGAUGGUUCAUGCCGAGGCCAGUGUGCUGAACCUGCACACCAGAUGAACUACAGACGAGAGAGAAAACGGGUACGGGACAUAUGGGAAAUAUUUGUCAACAUAUUACAUGCAGUUGGUGAUUGACUUUGUCUUUUUAUUUUUCUUCUAGUACAAAGAGGAACGGACUCCAUCAACCAAAGGCAAAUCUCCUCUGGGCCUAUUGUGUUAACCUCUGCUCAAACUCCUGAAUAA
Messenger RNA from Pseudoliparis swirei, 2043 nucleotides. RefSeq lists its product as uncharacterized. The record is from RefSeq and is a predicted model, not a curated record. Lineage: Eukaryota; Metazoa; Chordata; Actinopteri; Perciformes; Liparidae. The transcript has 12 exons.